This is a messenger RNA of Nematostella vectensis (starlet sea anemone), 1550 nucleotides long. Its product is annotated as fibrillin-2. The transcript is spliced from 6 exons. The record is from RefSeq and is a predicted model, not a curated record. Lineage: Eukaryota; Metazoa; Cnidaria; Anthozoa; Actiniaria; Edwardsiidae. Bases 50 to 1441 code for a protein of 463 amino acids. Gene Ontology annotation, molecular function: calcium ion binding.
GGGAAAGGAAGUAUGACCCACUUUUGUCAUUUAGUUACUAAAGGCAUCCAUGGUGACACAUUGGCGAAUACUUCGAGCCAUGGCUGUUAGAAUGACUGGAUUUCUUUUUAUUUUCGGGAUUUCAUCUCUGUUUGGAUGCUCUCUGGCAGAUAACAACUGCCGGACUAUCCAAUUCGAGCCCGAGGUCGACGGAGCACUUUUACGACAUCAGCUCGUGAACGUAACAGUGGACACCGAUACUCAGUGUAUCCCGAAAUGCUUCAACCACCAAGAAUGCGUCUCGUACAACGUCGGCCCCUCGCCUGACAACUCUGACAAGUUCGUUUGCCAGUUAAACAAGUUUGACCGGCUCCAGAAACCAGACGACUUCAAACCUGAUAUGGAAGGCUUUCGAUAUGCAGACUUGAAAGAGAAUCGAUGUCGCGAGAAUCCGUGCAACUUCACGUGCCUGGCUGGGUUUGGUGACAAGAAGUAUAAGUGCGCAUGUCCGGCAGGGAUGACAGGAGAAGAUUGCAUGACAGACAUCGACGAAUGCCAGACCGGGCAAAUUACGUGUCCAGCGCUGAAAACGUGCGAGAACACAAUGGGUUCCUAUUGGUGCGCUUGUCAACCUGGUUACCAAGCGGAUGGCGAUGGCUGCAAAGAUUUUGACGAGUGCGCGGAGAAUAAGCACAACUGUGAUGCAGUAGCGGGAACGUGCGCGAAUACCAUCGGGAACUUCACGUGCUCCUGCAAGAAUGGAUUCGUUGGAGACGGCGUAACUUGCACAGGGUCCGGGGCUACAAGUGACCAACCAGGUAGAUCGUGCAAAGCCAUCAUAGAUGCAUUCAGUGCAGUGACAUCCGGCAAUUUCUACAUUAAGCCUGAUUGGUCGGGUGCAACGCCAGCAUUCCAAGCCUACUGCGACAUGGAGACGGACGGGGGGGGCUGGACGCUAGUGUGGAGCUAUUCGUUCACGCACCCUAACGCCUUCACUCAGAUCCAUAACACGAUAACGGUACACCCCACCAGCAUGCGAGGGGCCAAUCCCUCCACGACCACACCCUCCUCUGAGGCUGUUGACGGAGCAAUGGACCCUUCCUUUUGGGAUGCGAUAGGGACCGAGUUUCUUCUCAAGUCGAAUAUCAACAACUGGAUCGCGUGCAUCCCCCGUAACGCUGCCGUCGGUGCGACCUGGAGCGCAGGAGACGUAAGUUGCAGGGUCGUCGAAGCAAAAAGUACCACAUGUCCGAGUGUAGUGCCAGAUACGUUAUUUAAAGACAAGUAUUGCGGGUUUGGGUUGAGUAAGACUGGAAGUAAAACAUGUGUGUACUGGAAUCUUUGUGAUUCUUCGGGAGUCCCUGUUCACGAUCCUUGUUGCCUCGAUCAACCAGCGGUAGCCAUGAUUACCAGCAUUCUUGCGGCUUCGAAAACCCCGAGAGGCAAUUUUUACUUGCGCUAAGCAGUGUUAAGAUACGCGUGAUAAGGCUACACUCCGAGAAUGGAUGUGGCGUAACCCACGGCGGAUACCAAGCGAAUGAGAGCAGGGGCGGAUCUAGCCUUACGCUAAA